GAGUUAGAGAGAGAAAGGUAGACUUGUUUAUUGAUGUCUAACUCUGCUUUAGGUGCAGUGCUGAUUCGAGAGCAAGCAAAAGCAUAAACACGGUGCGUACAUACAAACACUGAAACCUGUACGCCUGAAUGAUAUAUACUGUCUUAAGAUCUUUGGAGUUGGACUCUCAGAAUCAGGAUUUUAUUACCUUUGUCUGGAAAUUUGGAACUUCCUGGGAAUUCUACAGACCUUUUUGUGAUCCUCAAAGCUUUGUACUCACUUUGAGAUCCAACUUGGUGCCAGAGUGGGAACACGGACACAUUGGAAAUCAUCUUUCUGGAAUACUGGGUUUAUUUUCCAAUCUUUUUUAGGAGGCAUCCCAAGACACACUUCAUUUGGAUCUUACCUGGAAACUGGAACCAUUUUGCCAUUUUAGAACCUCCAAAAUCCAUCUUUGACUUUUUCUGGAAUACUUGCCCCAAGAUAUAAACUUAACUUCUUGUAAAACUGCACACUGUUCCUGGAAACUUGGGCACCAAUCACUCCAAAGUAAGUGUCCCAUAAUUAACCCCAAACUUUCCCAAUGGCUCAGUCAGACUCCAGCCCAAACCUUGACUUGUCAAAUGGCGCCGUUGUCCACAGCCCACUAAGUAUUUGUUCAGACCUGGAUACUGAGAGAGGAAGGCAGGAUGAGGAGGGAGAAGAGGAAGAUGAGGAAGUGGAACUAGCCGAGGAGGUAGGGGAAGACGUUUUGAUGAUGGCUGGAGCAGAAGAGGAUGAAGUAAAAGGGGAAAGAGGAGAGCAGAGUGAAAGGGAGGAAAUGAGGAUUAUCCAAGUGGCUUUGUUGCUGAAUGGAGUGACAGCAGAGGAAGGGGAGGACGAAGGAUGUGAGAGACUGGAGGAAAACGGGGAAGCAGGAGUAGAAGUGGGGGAUGAGGAGCAUGAAAGAACAGAUGAAGAGACAACAGAGAAUGUGGGUGAAAGCAAAGCAGAGGAAGAGUCGAAAGACACAAAUACAGUGACUGAAAAUCCAUGUCACAUUUCAGCAAUGAUAGACGUUGAGAAAGGUCAAGAGCAGAUGACAGACGGCUGCGAAGAAAAUGAAGAAGACAGGGAAGAUGAGGAACAUGAAGAAGAGGCAGUGAUAGCAAGUUCAGAAACAGAAUUCAGGCAGGAUGAUACAAACGAGAGAAACAAUGGGUUAGAAGAAGACCCAGUAGUUUCCAGUCCUGAUGAUCCAGAACAUGUUCAGGACUCGAGUACUCUUACAGAAGUGUCAGAAGAGCGUAAGCAACUGUCAACAGAUGACACAGACAAACAAACAAAAGCUGUCUCUUUACCCUCUGAUGGUGAUGAAACAGAAAGUGUUGAGGAUCCAACAACGGACGCAGACAUUAUUACCAUAGAGGUAAACAAACUUGUAAACAAUCAAGAUCAUGUAUGCCAAACCUCAACUCCUGGCGACACUGACACACACUUUGAAACAAUUGGCACCAUCGAGGUGUUGGCAAAUCAGACCAACCAAACGCCCAGUGAGAAUGAGGAUGAAAAUACAGAUGCGGAUGUAAAGGACAACUCAGAACCCAGCAAACAGGAAAUUGAUUCCAUUAAUAAUAACAGCACAUGGGAACAGGAGGAUUACGUAGAAGCAGAGGCUGAGGAGGAGGGAACCGAAGAGCUGGUAAAAGAUUCAGUGUCUGCUUCUGUUGACGAUCUUGAGACAAAUCAGAAGGUACAGCAACCAGACUUGACCUUUAUACCUUCUGAAGAACAGUCACAGACAGAAGGAGGGAUUGAGGGAGCAAGGGUGUCAGGGAUCAACCAGGAAGUGCUAGAUGAAGAGCAAGUGCGACAGGUUUGGGCUAAUACUCUAACAGAGAUGGAUGGGGGAGGACAGAGCACAGAGGAGGAGGUUAAGACAGCUGGUAAUGUUGUUAGAGAGUCACUGCGUGAGGAAGAGCACAGAGGAGGAGAUGAUCUAGAGAUGCAAGAAGAGAAGACUGUUCAAAUUGAAAACCAGGGUGAGGGUCAGGCAGAUCUUCCAGAACCAGUACCGCAGUGUGUGGAGGAUGCACCUGUAGAGACACAGCAAGAUGUGGAUUUGGACCAGGUGGAGGAGGCCUUUGAACUGGAGGAAGGGGGUGAAAUUCAAUCUGAGAAGCCAGAAGCUGAGGUCAGAGCAGAGAAGGAGAAUGAAUCCAAAACAGAGGAUGGAGGUGAUUUGCAAGAACUUCCUUUGCCGCUCAUCAAAGAAGCAAGAACAGAUUGGGAGGAAAAAAUAAGAGAACAACUAAGACAGCAGGCCCUAGUAGAAGACGAGAAGGGAGGAGGAGCAGAUGAAGAAGCCAUGGAGGGAGAGUUGGAGAUGGCAGAGGAGCCUGUGACUGUUUUAGAUGAUGAGAUUGAAGAGAUAGAGGCGAGUCCAUGUACAGAACUUGAUGAACAAGCACCUGUUGCCAUUAUAACCCCUUCUGAAGACACCAUAGUUGAAGCAAAGGAUGGAGAGGACCAAGAAAUGCAAGAAGAGAAGGUUGAAGUUGGCAAGGAGGAUAAUGAAAAACAGAAAGUUGAAAGAAUAGUGGAGGUAGAAAAGGACGAGAGGCCAAAAGAUGAAAACAGGGAGGUGGAGUUGGACAUAAAUGGAAAAGUUAAAGGACUGAAACAAGCAAUGGAGAAUGGGCUCUUGAGUCUCGAGCCGCAGCCGAUCAAGAAAGAAGAACUGGCAACGGCAAGAGUGUUAUCACCCAGGAGAAGAGAUAAUGACUGGAUUAAAAAAGAUCAACCCGAGGAGGAGACGGAACCAGAACUGAAAGAGUGGAGGAAAGAACUGAGACCCGUGAGAAAAGAAUCUGAGAGGGGACGAAAAGAAUGGGUGAAGAAGGAAACAUCGCCAGAAGAGAAAAGUCUGCCAAGGAAGGAGGACUGGAUAAAGGAGCUGAAGUCAGUGAUCAAAGAUGACUCCCUGCCCAAAAAGAGGGAUGUGCAGGUGAAAAAAAAGCGAGUGGUGCUGCUGGAGGAUGGACGGUCGUAUUUCCCUCAGCGGGAGGAGAUAAACGAAAAAAGAGAGGAGGUGAAACUGAUCUCUCAUAGGAGGGUGGAGAGCCCAUUGCCUCCUAUGAACAGGAACAAUGCAUCACCCCAAGACCAGGACUACAAGAUCUCACUCUAUGUCAAGGCGGGAAGUGACGGGGAGAGCAUCGGCAACUGUCCAUUCUCUCAGAGGCUCUUCAUGAUCCUGUGGCUGAAAGGAGUCAUCUUCAACGUCACCACUGUCGACCUCAAGCGGAAGCCGGCUGACCUGCAGGACCUCGCUCCGGGGACCAACCCUCCCUUUGUGACCUUUAACGGCGAGGUCAAAGUCGAUGUCAACAAGAUAGAAGAGUUCCUGGAGGAGAAACUGACCCCACCACGGUACCCCAGACUGGCUCCCAAACAUGCUGAAGCCAACACGGCGGGCAUCGAUGUGUUCGCCAAGUUCUCAGCUUACAUCAAAAACCCGCGGAAAGACACCAACGACGCCUUAGAGAAAGCCUUGCUGAAGUCUCUCCGGCGUCUUGAUGACUUCCUGAGGACCCCGCUACGUGAUGAGAUAGAUGCUGAUGCCUCAGGAGACCUGCCCGAGUCCUCCCGGAGCUUCCUAGACGGGUCUGAGCUCACCCUGGCCGACUGCAACCUGCUGCCUAAACUACACAUCCUUAAGGUCGUAGCCAAGAAAUACCGCGGCUUUGAGAUCCCAGCGGAGAUGACAGGGUUGUGGAGGUAUUUAAAUUUGGCCUAUCAGCGGGAGGAGUUCACCAACACCUGCCCCGCUGAGAGGGAGAUCCAGUUUGCCUAUCUGGAUGUUGCAAAACGAAUCAAAUAAGAGGAAGAGCGGGAAAUGAAGAAAUGAGAUGAAGCAGGGGAGAUAAAAAAAUUACUCUAGGAAACCAUGGCAGUGUGUGUGUGUGUGUGUGUGUGUGUGUGUGUGUGUGUGUGUGCGUGUGUGUGUGUGCUCUCACAGGUUGGGCUGCACAGUCAUAUCUUUAUGCUAAUCAUUUUACAUAUAAUGCUAACCAGCAAUUAGAGGUCUUGCAGAACUAAUUCCUGAUUUCUUGUUUUUGUUUUCACUUUCCAGACGACGGCAGGGCCAAGUUCACUGCAAAGACUUUAUUAUUACUGUAUUAGAAACCACUGAGUCAUUUGUUUGGUCCAGUUAGCUCAUUAAACUCUUAGCGAUUGGUUAAUGCAUACAUUUUAAUCAGAAGAAAUAUACAUGUACACAGGAAGCUGAUAUUAGAUCUAUGUUUUAACCAUGUGAAAAUUGAAAGAACAUUACACACACUGUAUUAUUGAUCAUGGACAACAUUAAUGUGCACACCAACACUCCCAUAGUUCUCCGAGCUCCGAGUCUGACAGCUAGAUGCAUGACUGAGCUCACACGCUAACUACAGGUAGCAGCAGUUAGCGGUUGUUCUGGUGAUGUGCUGCCCCCGUUUGAGUAUGAAUUCUUAAAUAUGGCACCUUUAAGUGAUUAUAAAUAAGAAUUAUCCAUUCCAUCCCAAAUCCAUUCACAAUUUUGGAGAAACUGAACUGUGAGCUGUGUUCGAUGGACCAGUUCGCCCCUCUCAUGUUAAAUGUAGAACGUCUGAUUCAGUUUUCUUCAUUAAAUGUCUUGAUGUGAAUGAUGAAUCAGUAGUGAAGCUUUUCUAUUUGUACGUUUUAUAAACAGUUAAUUGUACUGUAUGUAUUCUCUACACUGAUGCAAUGACACUAUUUACUCUUGUUGUGAUUUUCUUUGACAUAUUCUUUUGUAUCUAAUACGACUGACUGGCUGAGUGUGGGCAGGUCUUGUAGCUGGUUGGUUAAACUGGUGAUGAUGACUUUAUGAUUGAUACAUUAUGGUGUACAAAACACUCAAAGGGCACUUUUAAUAAUAAUCUAAUACAAUCAUCUAUCUGUUAAAACAGUGCCUCCUGCCCUGGAAAUGUAAUGUUUUUAGAAAGCAAACUCUUUUUUUUAAUUUGAAUUAAUUUGGCAUUUUAUUUUAAGAAAUUAUCUUUUUUUUCCAGCUUUAUUUGAUAAAAACCACUUGUUUGAUUCAAUGAACAUGAAGUGGUCUACCGUGUUUCUGCACCGAACCACCGCUGUGAUAGACGUCUUCCAGCCAUUCAGUGUUUGGCAGAGAUGUGUAUGUGUAUGUGUGUUAGCUGCACCAAACCAACCCUGACACCAGCCUGUUGUAUUCUGGCCUUAUAUCCUCACUGGGGAGAAUCUUUAUUAAACUGAUUUUAUCACUA
Molecule: messenger RNA, 5255 nt
Organism: Acanthopagrus latus (yellowfin seabream)
Lineage: Eukaryota; Metazoa; Chordata; Actinopteri; Spariformes; Sparidae
Product: chloride intracellular channel protein 4
Exons: 6
Coding region: 563-3841 (1092 amino acids)
Source: RefSeq, a predicted model, not a curated record